This is a messenger RNA of Striga hermonthica, 585 nucleotides long. The record is from the annotation of a GenBank genome assembly. Lineage: Eukaryota; Viridiplantae; Streptophyta; Magnoliopsida; Lamiales; Orobanchaceae.
AUGGCUAUGCUGAAGCGAACGGCGCUGAUGAGAUCGCUCGUCAAUGGCUUCGGAGGAUCGAGGUCUUACGCAUCCGUCGCGGUGGGCUCCGACUUGAUAUCGGCCGCGCCGGACGUUUCCCUCCAGAAAGCUCGCUCUUGGGACGAGGGGGUUCAGUCCAAGUUCUCGACCACUGCUUUGAAGGACAUUUUCAAGGAUAAGAAAGUUGUCAUCUUUGGCCUCCCUGGAGCCUACACUGGUGUAUGUUCGGCACAGCACGUUCCCAGUUACAAAAACAAUAUCGAUAAAUUCAAGGCAAAGGGAGUUGAUUCAGUGAUAUGUGUGGCUGUUAAUGAUCCCUAUGUAAUGAAUGGCUGGGCAGAAAAGCUUCAGGCUAAGGAUGCUAUUGAAUUCUACGGAGAUUUUGACGGGAGCUUCCAUAAAAAGCUGGACUUGUCCAUUGAUUUAAGUGCUGCAUUGCUUGGACCUCGUUCUCAUAGGUGGUCGGCUUAUGUGGUCGACGGCAAGAUCAAAGUUCUCAAUGUUGAGGAAGCACCGUCUGAAUUCAAGGUUUCUGGAGGAGACGUUAUUUUAGGACAGAUUUGA